Messenger RNA from Gaeumannomyces tritici R3-111a-1, 2283 nucleotides. Its product is annotated as serine/threonine protein kinase. The record is from RefSeq and is a predicted model, not a curated record. Gene Ontology annotation, cellular component: cytoplasm. NCBI's taxonomy places the organism in Eukaryota, Fungi, Ascomycota, Sordariomycetes, Magnaporthales, Magnaporthaceae. Gene Ontology annotation, molecular function: ATP binding; protein serine/threonine kinase activity; protein binding. Gene Ontology annotation, biological process: protein phosphorylation. The coding region runs from base 6 to 2108 and encodes 700 amino acids. The transcript is spliced from 3 exons.
ACGAUAUGGAUGACCGGGGCAACCAUGACCCCGACGAUGGCAAUGUCGCAGCUUAUUUCUUCCCAGCUAUAGGUACCCAGGGAUAUUACGGCGCUAAGCAAAGCAUCGAAGCGCUUAAGAAGGCGAGCCCGCUGUACCUGCGCCCAAGGCGCCAGACGCCGCAACCGGGCCCUGCGGGAAUCCCCACAAGGCAGGAGCUACAGCAGACGGCGGGAAGGGGAGGUGACAAGGACAGCGAUCUGGACUGGGAGCCUUGUAUACGGGUGACCUUCGACAGCAUCCUCAAGACCCGCCAUGGCCUCAGGGUCGGCAGCUCCAAAGACGUCGAGUUCCAGGUUCCCAACAUCAGCAGACGUCAUUUUGCGCUGACCUUCGACGACAGCCACCGCCUUGUCAUCCAAGACCUAGGGUCCACGGACGGCACCACCGUCAUCUAUGACAAGCAAAAACUGGGUCCAUGGCGGGACUUCGGCUGGGUCGUGGGAGGUCCCCAGUUUCUACAGAAAGUAGACGAGGUCGACGUCAGGGUGACUAAAAUGGUGCAGUUCCGACUCAUCAUACCUCGACACGAUUACAGGUCCGAGUCCUACCGGGACAGAGUGGACAAAUUCCGCAUCGGUACGACGCGUGCGAUGGACAGCCCCGAUUAUAGUAGCGGUUCCUUCGACCUGUCCUCCAUCGUCCCCACAGUCCCCCAGCUGGAUGCCCCAGCAGUGUCCCCUGCCCCUGCCCCCGGAGUGGAAGUGACAAUACGAAAGAUAUUGGGCGCGGGUAACUUUGGGGAAGUCUACCACGUCUGGGACGUCAGGACCGGCACGGAGUAUGCGCGCAAGGAAAUGAAAAAAGCCCCAGGCCUUGAUCUUGCUACUCUUGUUCGUCUGUGGAAGCAGGAGAUUGGCAUCAUGAAGAAGAUCCGCCACAAGCACAUUGUGUCGUUGAAACGCUGGAGUCUGGAGCCGUUGCCGUGGCUGGAUCUGGAAUACAUGCCCGGGGGCUCCAUCCGCGACCACCUCAGUUCUCACGGCGAAACAGCAUUCACCGAGCGUGAAUGCGAGCAGAUGCUUCUGCAGUCUUUGGACGCCCUGGCCUACUUGCACUCGCACUCGCCAGGCUGCAUCAUGCAUAGAGACAUCAAGCCUGACAACAUCCUGAUCUUGCACCGCCGCAAAGACGAGCUAUUCAUCAAGCUCGCAGACUUUGGCUUGUCAAACGAGGGAGCUGAGCGUGGAUCCGUCUUGGGCACAGACCGCUACCUGGCCCCUGAGGUACAUGAGGUACGCACCUUCAAGAAGAAGCGUUAUACAGCUCUUGUGGACAUCUGGUCCCUGGGGGUUGUUCUCGUCGAGCUCCUAUGUAAACUCCCCAAGCAGGAGAGCAGCGGAGUGCGUUGGUGCAGGAGGAUCCGCGAGUGGGCGGGAGAGAAACAUGGGCAGAAUCAUCUGCAAGGCCGACGAAAGGAUUUGCUAUCGUUCGUUCUGGACUGGAUGCUCUGCCUCGACACAGAUGACCGAAAGACGGCGAAGAAGUGCCACGAGGAGGCCCUCAAACUCUGGCCGGACAGCAAUAUCGCUCCCGAAAGCGGUAGCGAUCGAGGAGAAGAGAACCGCUCCCACAGGGCCCCGCCCCCCGAGACGGCAGCCUCGACGGCAGUCCCGCCCCCCGAGACGGCAGCCUCUCCUUCCGAGACGGCAGCCGAGACGGCAGCCGAGAAGGCAGCCGAGACGGCAGCCCCGCCCCCCGAGACGGCAGCCUCGCCUUCCGAGACGGAAGCCCCGCCCUAUGCAAAUGUAGGUGUACAGCAGAUGCUGGAAUGGCUCCACGAUCCUCAGGGCAGCGGAUUUUACGAAUCCAGCGUCGGGGGUGUCUCGAACUGGGAUUCUGGCUCGAACUGCAUCAGCAGUGGCGGCAACACCGUUCGGAACACCACUGUCGAGCCGCGGGAGCGAGAAGAUGGGCCGUCGGGUGCCCCAAGCCGGGAGGCGCUUCUCGAUGAAGAGGCUAGUGCGACGCGCUCGGCCAAGAGACCCAGGUCCACCAGCACGGGCCCUGGUUCUGAGAGCCCUCGGGGGUUGUCGGCUGGGGGAAGCAAGCGGCGUAGGGAGGAAUAGGACUGUGUGGGAGUGGCUAACCACAACCGGUGGCUGUGUGGAAUGGGAGCAACUGUGAUGGGAUGCAAACGGCAUGCAUGGAAGAAACGGAAUUGUAACUGAGGCGGCAUUCCAGUGAGGCUGGGCAUCUUUACAGAGAGAUAGAGGCACGUACCCGCCACCCCCGCCUGUUCCC